This is a messenger RNA of Tribolium castaneum (red flour beetle), 419 nucleotides long. Its product is annotated as translation machinery-associated protein 7 homolog. The record is from RefSeq and is a predicted model, not a curated record. Bases 162 to 356 code for a protein of 64 amino acids. NCBI's taxonomy places the organism in Eukaryota, Metazoa, Arthropoda, Insecta, Coleoptera, Tenebrionidae. The transcript is spliced from 2 exons.
AAAACCUAGGGAGUUUUCGCUUGGUUCGUUUUAGACAUACGAAGGAAUCUGUCACUGUCAGUUGUUAUUCAGGUAAAAAGACUACUCUCUUUUAAUGAGAUAUUACCGAUUUUUCAAAAAAACAUGUUCUGAAAUUUGAGGUUAGUAUCAUUUUUUAAAGCAUGUCGAGUCGUGAAGGAGGUAAGAAAAAACCCCUCAAACAACCUAAAAAAGAACAGAAGGAGAUGGAUGACGACGACCUGGCCCACAAACAAAAACUGAAGGAGCAGCAAAAAGCGCUACAAGAGGCCAAAGCACGAGCGUCUCAAAAGGGGCCCAUGGUCGGUGGUGGCAUCAAAAAGUCCGGCAAAAAGUGACACAUUCUGAAUCAACAAUCAUUAAUGUUAAUUUUGUAAAAUAAACAGUUUCAUUGCCCCCAA